Molecule: messenger RNA, 1143 nt
Organism: Merops nubicus (carmine bee-eater)
Lineage: Eukaryota; Metazoa; Chordata; Aves; Coraciiformes; Meropidae
Gene: SCARA3
Product: scavenger receptor class A, member 3
Exons: 2
Source: RefSeq, a predicted model, not a curated record
UCUUCAAGAAAGUCAACUCCAUCUCUGCCAACAUCAGCUCAGCCCAGGUCUAUUACGAGAAGAAGAUCGUGUCCCUCCAGGAGGAUCUCCAGAGCUUGGAUGAGAAGAGCUGGGGGAACUGCUCCUUCUGCCACGAGACAGGAGAGCUGGGCCAGGAGAUCACCAAGCUUCAGGGAGAGCUGGAGGAGAUCCAGAAGAUGCUUUUGGUUCAAGAAAUCCUGCUGGACAGGACCUCCCAGACCCACGACCAGCUCUCAUCCACCAGCAGCAAGAUCAGCGGCGAGGUGGACAACUGCUCCCUCACCAUCCAGCAGGUCAACGAGAGUUUGGGGCAGUUCCUGGCUCAAGUUGGGGGUUGGAGGGUGGUGACCUCUCAGCUGGACAACUCACUGAAGGGUUUGACCCGGGAGGGCUACGAGGUCCGAGCGGCCGUGCAGCAGAUGAACUUCACCUUGGGCCAAACCUCCGAGUGGAUCGGGGUGAUCCAGAGGAAAGCAGAGGAGGAGACGUUGACUUUGCAGAAGCUGGUGAGCGAGUGGCAGAACUCCACCCGCCUCUUCGUCGACCUGAGGGCCACCACUUCCCAAACCCAGGAGCGAGCCAAGAGCCUCCAGAGCAACGUGGCCUCGGCGGCUCGGCGGGUGGGGCAGAACUCGGAGAGCGUCCACGACUUGGCCUUGCAGGUGAUGGGGUUGCAGCUGCAGUUGGACAACAUCUCCUCUUCUUUAGACGACCACCAAGAGAACCUCCAAGACUUGCUCUACCACGGCCGUUACGCCCAGAACCUCACGGCCGAGCGUUUCCAGACGUUGGAAGGGAGGAUGAAGUCCCACGAGGUGGAGGUGGGCACCAUCUUGGCCAACGUCAACGCCACCGACGGCCACGUCCACGGCAUGUUGCGUUACCUGGAUGACGUCCGGCUCUCCUGCACCUUGGGCUUCCACGCCCACGCCCAGGAGCUCGACGACCUCAACAAAUCCCUCAGCUUGGCCCGAGGGAUGGCGGAAGGGUUGAGGGAAGGCUACGGCCUCCUCAGCGCCCGCCUGGACCUGGACAUCCGUAACCUCUCCAUGGUGGUGGAGGAGAUGAAGGCGGUGGACGCGCGGCACGGGGAGGCCUUGAGGAACGUCACCGUCUUGAGAG